Molecule: messenger RNA, 1097 nt
Organism: Pundamilia nyererei
Lineage: Eukaryota; Metazoa; Chordata; Actinopteri; Cichliformes; Cichlidae
Gene: slc7a11
Product: solute carrier family 7 member 11
Exons: 9
Coding region: 7-1059 (350 amino acids)
Biological process (GO): amino acid transmembrane transport
Cellular component (GO): membrane
Molecular function (GO): L-amino acid transmembrane transporter activity
Source: RefSeq, a predicted model, not a curated record
GCAGGCAUGGCGGUCAUUUCUCUGGCCUUUGGUCAGUACAUCCUGGAACCUCUGUUCAUGCCAUGUGGUAUCCCCCCCCUGGCUGUCAAACUGGCCACAGCCAUUGGCCUAACGUCUGUUAUGUACCUGAACAGUAUGAGCGUAACGUGGACAGCCAGGAUUCAGAUCUUCCUCACUGUCAGCAAGCUUCUGGCCAUUGCCAUCAUAAUAGUGCCAGGCAUGUACCAGCUCUUUAAAGGAGAGACCAGACAUUUUGAGAAUGCCUUUGACCUGAGUAAUGUGCAGCUCUCUGGUAUGCCACUGGCUUUCUACUCUGGGAUGUACGCGUAUGCUGGAUGGUUCUAUCUGAACUUUGUGACAGAGGAGGUGGACAACCCUGCAAGGACUGUUCCACUCGCCAUCUGUAUCUCCAUGGCAAUUGUGACUUCUUGCUAUGUGCUCACCAAUGUGGCAUACUACACUGUAAUGUCAGCUGAGGAGCUCCUGGCCUCAUCAGCUGUUGCUGUGACAUUUGCAGAGAGGCUUCUGGGGAACUUCUCUAUCGCCGUCCCAGUAUUUGUAGCCUUGUCCUGCUACGGCACCAUGAACGGCUGCGUCUUUGCCCUGUCAAGAAUGUUCUACGUAGCUUCACGUGAAGGCCAGCUCCCUGAGGUUUUGUCUAUGAUUCAUGUCCGCAGACACACUCCACUUGCAGCUGUUCUCAUAAUGUACCCUAUGACCAUGCUCCAGCUGUUAGUUGGAGACAUCUACAGUCUGUUGAACUUCAUGAGCUUCCUGCGAUGGCUGUUCAUCGGUGUGGUGGUGCUGGGUUUGAUCUACCUCCGAUACACAAAGCCGGACCUCCCCCGCCCUUUUAAAGUUCCACUGUUUUUUCCAGUGGUGUUUUGCAUCACAUGUUUCUUCAUGGUCUUCCUGUCUCUGUACUCGGACCCUGUUAACACAGGAAUUGGAUUUGCCAUUUCCCUCACUGGCAUCCCUGCAUACUACAUCUUUAUUUACUUCAACCACAGACCAAAGUGGCUUCAGAGGACUUUAGGUAACACAUCAUUAAGUUACUGAUGGGUCACUUGAUUAAGCUGCAAACAUGAAAUUAAUAA